Molecule: messenger RNA, 1914 nt
Organism: Durio zibethinus
Lineage: Eukaryota; Viridiplantae; Streptophyta; Magnoliopsida; Malvales; Malvaceae
Product: protein rolling protein
Cellular component (GO): membrane
Source: RefSeq, a predicted model, not a curated record
ACUUUACUGAUAUAAUUUCUUUAAAGAUGGUGUCAUUGGGCAAGUGGAUGUUUAGUUACAAAUCUGAUUAGCUCAAAUGUAAUAGACUAUAAUUGGAUAAAAUCGGCCGGCACCAAGAACAUUAGAUCAUCAGAAACAGAUGGACUAAGUGUCAGAAGUACGAACCCUAUUUGGAAUUUUCCCUGUAUUUUAGCAUUUUUUUUACCGACCAUAUUCCCCUUGAUUGUCAAAUUGAGCUAUUCAUUGUUUUUGAAAGUUAUGUGAUUCAAACCAGACAGUCAAAACUACCAUUCCUCGUUUCAAAACCAACAGCUAGAUCUCCACUAAACUAAAGAAAGUUGUAGUCUUCCACAGCUUCACCAAUGACGAUCGUUAGAUAAACUUCUUCCCUGAAACUUUAACAUCAAUUGUCUUCAUUGCAAAAGGGCAAGAAACUGAUCGAACAGCCUCAGUCUAACCAUGGCCCUAGUAGUAUAUUGGUACGAUUUCAUCUGUUUUGGAAUUGUGGUGGCCGCCUUUAUUGGGUCCAUAUGGGUUCUAUGGAGAAAAGAAGCUGCAUGUAGAUGCGAGGAGGACAGCGUAUAUGAGAGUCUGUUAGCGGCUCGACCGGAUGUCGAUGGCUUCGUACGUGCCACACCAAGGGCUCAUGUUGGCUCAAACCAGCUAUGGACCAGUUGCUGGAAUGGAGUGCACCCCGGAUGGCUUAUGGUGACUCGCUUUGUUUCAUUUGCAGCCAUGGCCGGAUUCUUGACGUGGGACAUAGUCGAAUGGGAUGCUUCCAUCUUUGUUUACUACACCGAGUGGACAUUUGCGUUGGUUAUGGUCUAUUUUGCGCUGGGGACUGUCAUAUCUGCUUAUGGAUGUUGGGUGUGCUUAAGCACACCUCUUCCUGAAAAUGAUGCAAGGGAUGAGUUUCUGAAAAGGGAUGUUGAAGAGAGUACAACUGCAAACUCUGUAACUUAUCAGGAAAAAGAUGUCAAGGGUAAAAUCAAGUUGCAGAGUCACUAUGCUCAGGAGGAGUUUCAGCAAAGAGCAGGAUUUUGGGGAUAUCUUAUGCAAACUAUAUAUCAGACUUGUGGAGGUGCUGUCAUCUUGACGGACAUCGUAUUUUGGUGUGUUAUAGUCCCGUUUUUAUCAAACUCACACCUUGGACUGAACACGUUAAUGGGUUGCAUGCACACUCUGAAUGCUGUUUUUCUUAUACUGGAUACUCUUCUCAAUAGCCUUCCAUUUCCUUGGUUCCGUCUUGCAUAUUUUGUUCAGUGGAGCUGCUUGUAUGUUGUUUUCCAGUGGGUUCUUCAUGCCUGUGGUUUUACAUGGUGGCCAUAUCCUUUCCUGGAGCUUGAUACGCCAUGGGCUCCUUUAUGGUACUUUGCCCUGGCUGUGGUUCAUAUCCCCUGCUACGGAAUAUUUGCACUGAUUGUAAAAGCAAAAAACUCCAUCCUUCCAGGAUUGUUCCCUCAUGCUUUUGUGAGGUCAUACUAGUUUCUUUCUUUCAAGUUUCAAAUCCACUACUUUGGAAUGUGGUAAAUUUUAUUUUGAUUGUAUGGUUGUGUAGAUGAAGAUGGGGAUAUUGCUUCCUCUACAGAUUGUGGUUUAUAUACAACUUUGUUGCAUGUUCAACACUUUGAAAUGUACUUCAAGCAUUUGUACCGAAAUCAAUUUAUAUCCUCAUUUUUUUUUUGGGGGUUUAUCUGAUAUGUUUUCCAUGCAUUCCCUUUACUUUUACAUGGGUUUACUAUCUGUUUGCUUCCUGCGAAUGGUAGAAAAGUUGAAAAUUUAUAGAAUAACUAUGCAUAGGUAAGAAAGCGCAAACCAUUUUUCUUGUUUGGAUGUCAAUGGAUAGAAGGAAAACUUACACUGCCUACUAGCAACAAAGAAUCACGAAGGCUUACGUAAAAUUAUUUAGAUUAA